AUGGCGAAUAUCGUUUCCCUUGUGCUGCUGCUAGCCCUCCUCGGCGCAUUGUGCCGCCGCGCCGGCGCCGCCGCCUUUGAGGUCGGCGGAGACGACGGCUGGGUCGUGCCGUCGGCUAAGGACGGCGGCAUUUACGGCCAGUGGGCGUCCAAGAACCGCUUCCUCGUCGGCGACAGCGUCCAUUUCAAGUACAAGAAGGACUCGGUGAUGGUGGUGACGGAGGACGACUACAACAACUGCCGCUCGUCGCACCCCAUUUUCUUCUCCAACAACGGCGACACGGAGGUGCAGCUGGACCGCCCCGGACUCUUCUACUUCAUCAGCGGCGUCACCGGCCACUGCGAGCGCGGGCAGAGGAUGAUCAUCAAGGUCAUCGGCCAGGACGCGCCCCCGCCGGCGCCCCAGGCAGCCAGCCCGCCCCCGGCGCCAUCGACGCCUCCCAGCCCGCCGAGCCCGAGCGCCGCCUCGCCAGGCACUAGCGUGCUUGCCGGCGCCAUUGCCGUCGCGGCGAUGGCAUUGCCGGUCAUCGUGCACGGUGUCUAA
This is a messenger RNA of Phragmites australis (common reed), 543 nucleotides long. RefSeq names its product early nodulin-like protein 6. Gene Ontology annotation, molecular function: electron transfer activity. The coding region runs from base 1 to 543 and encodes 180 amino acids. Lineage: Eukaryota; Viridiplantae; Streptophyta; Magnoliopsida; Poales; Poaceae. The record is from RefSeq and is a predicted model, not a curated record. The transcript is spliced from 2 exons. Gene Ontology annotation, cellular component: plasma membrane.